GUUGAUAAUUACUAUCAAAACGAAAUUGAAGUUAAAAUGAACCCGAAAUUUGCUGAAUCAGGCGCUGAAGAUGGCAUCACGAAAAGACAGUAUGACCCCGGUGGUUGUUAUAAAGAUGAAAACGCUCUUGGGAAAAUCAGCAAAAUUUGGAGUAAGAAAAUUGAUGACUUCAAGCGGAUGACCCAUAAGUCCAAAAGGAAAA
Messenger RNA from Racocetra persica, 202 nucleotides. The record is from the annotation of a GenBank genome assembly. NCBI's taxonomy places the organism in Eukaryota, Fungi, Glomeromycota, Glomeromycetes, Diversisporales, Gigasporaceae.